Messenger RNA from Argentina anserina (silverweed cinquefoil), 638 nucleotides. RefSeq lists its product as uncharacterized. The coding region runs from base 109 to 309 and encodes 66 amino acids. Lineage: Eukaryota; Viridiplantae; Streptophyta; Magnoliopsida; Rosales; Rosaceae. The transcript has 2 exons. The record is from RefSeq and is a predicted model, not a curated record.
CUGUAGAUAUGAAUUCAUCAAAAGCAAUUCGAAAUCCAGAUCUUAACAAAUACAGUAAAUAUCUCGAGAGUACUUUACACAUUUACAAGGAAGUUAAGCUAGAAGAAAAUGGACAGCAAACAGAAGAUGAGCUACGACGCUGGUGUGGCCAAGGGCCAAACUCAGGAGAAGGCCAGCACCAUGAUGGACAAGGCAGGAGGCGCUGCACAGGCCGCCAUGGGAACGAUGCAGAGUGCUGGCCAAACGGUUCAAAAAAGUGCUGCAGGAGCUGUUGAGACCGUCAAGAAAGCUACAGGCAUCACCAAGUGAUUUGAGGCUUAUCUGAUAUGAUAGCCUAGCUAGCUCUAUGGAUAACUUUAAGCUUUCUUUGUCUUUCUGUAUAAAAAAGAGAAGCUCGAUCUAGUCCUCUUACAUCGAGCUCUCCAUUAUCGAUCCUCAUUUGAUACGUGAGUGUGUUGUUUAAUUAACACACCCACUUUCAUUUGGCUAUUAAUUGUUCAGUUCUUUCUUAAUGUUGUCCUGCGCGCUGUUCUCAUCUUUCCCCAUUUUGGAUAAUAAGAAGAGAGCGCGUGUACGUUGUCUGUUGUAAUUUUUAUCAAAUGUAAUGAUUUAUAAAGCAAUAAACGAAAAACUUUGUU